GGGCGGUUCCCGGAAGGAAAGGCCACAGAUCCCAAGAAGAAGAAGAAGAAGACGAAGAAGAAGGAGAAGAAGGUGAAGAAGAAGGAGCAGAAGAAGAAGAAAAAAGGAAGGACCAAGAAGAAGAAAUCGUCAGAUGAGAGCAGCCAAAGAAGAAAGUGACUUCCCCUGGCUUGGUCUCCUCUUCCUUUUGGCUCCUGCCUUAACUGAACCCGGCCACCCCACCACUGAUUCUUCUACCUUCCCCCACCCCGAAUAAAGCUCCACCUAUGGCCGGACGAGGCGGACCGGCGCGGACCAAUGGCGCCGCAGCGGCCAGCAACAAGAUCUGCCAGUUCAAGCUGGUGCUUUUGGGUGAGUCGGCGGUGGGCAAGUCCAGCCUGGUGCUGCGCUUUGUCAAAGGCCAGUUCCACGAGUACCAGGAGAGCACCAUCGGAGCGGCCUUCCUCACACAGACCGUAUGCUUGGAUGACACAACGGUCAAGUUUGAAAUCUGGGACACUGCAGGCCAGGAGCGCUAUCACAGCUUGGCGCCCAUGUACUACAGAGGCGCCCAGGCAGCCAUUGUUGUGUAUGACAUCACCAACACAGACACUUUCACACGUGCAAAGAACUGGGUGAAGGAGCUGCAGCGACAAGCCAGCCCAAACAUUGUUAUUGCUUUGGCAGGGAAUAAAGCAGACCUAGCCAACAAGAGAGCUGUUGAUUUCCAAGAGGCGCAAGCGUACGCAGAUGACAACAGUUUGCUCUUCAUGGAGACGUCGGCCAAGACUGCCAUGAAUGUGAAUGAGAUUUUUAUGGCUAUAGCUAAGAAGCUCCCUAAGAACGAGCCGCAGGGCGGCGCGGGAGUCGCCGGCCGUGCCCGGGGGGGCGUGGACCUACAGGAGGCGGCGCCCCAGGGCCGCGGCAGCCAGUGCUGCGGGGGUGGCGGCGGGGGCAACUAACCCUCUCGAGGCUUCCUUCGCGUCAGUUGAGUCUAGCCACUUAUCAGUUUGGAUGAUGCGGACCAGAUAGGAUUAGCCAACUGUCAAACAAUGUCACGGCGUUGGGACCAAAACACGGCGGAAAUUACAAACUGUGUAUGGCCGAUGACCUCAUCGGCCCAGCGACCAAUCAUGUUUUAAAGGCCCCCCUCCAAACUCUCUUUUGAUGGUGGACACUUAGGGGAACGAACAUCCCAGUCAUGGUAUUAUAAAAAACAAAACAAAAAAAUCUUCAAAGCUCACUUUGGUUUCUGUAUUUGUGUAGAAAAAAAAAUAUUUAAAAAAUAAUGCAGCAAGAAGGAAUGAAAUUAAGAAGACAGGCAGACGUCCUUCUUGGUAGAACUGUGUAGCUGCGAUAUUGUCCUCUUAUAACUUCUGUUGGACACCUUAUGAUUUGUUUAUUUUUAGACUACCCAAAAAUCACCCUACUAUAUAAAUAAUAAUAGUUCCUUAACAUCACCCAUACGUAGUUUGAGCAUUAAACAUCAAUAACAACUAAGAUUGGUUUUCUUUGUAUUUGUAUGGCUAUUUGUGGGGUUUACAACCAAUCAGAAGCAAACAUCUUCCCCAUCUGUCUCUGCAUUAUUUUCUGUUUCUUUUGUUUUUGUUCUAUGUCUUAAUUUUUUUUUUUUGAACAUAUGGUAUUAAAUGCACUGGUUCUGUCUCAUCUUUGUGAGUAUA
Molecule: messenger RNA, 1661 nt
Organism: Phyllopteryx taeniolatus (common seadragon)
Lineage: Eukaryota; Metazoa; Chordata; Actinopteri; Syngnathiformes; Syngnathidae
Gene: rab5c
Product: RAB5C, member RAS oncogene family
Exons: 6
Coding region: 267-941 (224 amino acids)
Molecular function (GO): GTP binding; GTPase activity
Source: RefSeq, a predicted model, not a curated record